AUGGAGUGCGACUUCCGGGACCAAGCGCUGAGCGCCUCCGAGAUGCCGGACAUGCAGGCAGCCAAGCAGGAGAUUGACGAGCUGAUGGAGAGAGUGCAUACCGCCCAAAUUAGCCUGGAUAAGGUGGCCAAGAGCACCCUUGACCUGAAGAGAGACUUGGCGCAAGCCAACGACCGGCAGUUGGUACUGAGAGCUGAGAAGAGCUCGGAGAUGCGGGAGGAGGAGCUGCUGAUCGCGGCGCAUGCGCAUCUCAGGCAGGAGCGGUGCCGGAACAAGGAGGGGGACCUAUGGCCCGUGUGGUCCACCACCACGGAGGAUCUGGAAGAGUACGGCACUGGCAUCUCACUGUACUUCCGGCUCACCAUCAACCUGAGUAUGACUCUGACGGCCGCUGCUGUGCUCACUUUGCCCUUCCUGGUGCUGAACCUCACUGGCCAGGGCCUGGAGGAUGUGGACGUGGGCGUCGGCAACGGCUUCUUUGCCCUCAGCAGCAUCGGGAACUUCCUGUCUGCCAAUGGCACGGUCUCCGUGUCCUGGGUGGAGCUGGACCCAGCAAACGUCAGCUGGUGCGUGGGGACCCUGGACGCCGUGGCCGUGGCUGCGGUGGGGAUCCUGGCCAUUUGGUUCGAGCGCAAGGCGCUGCCGGCGGCGGUGGAGGCGGAUGCCAUGACCACGGUGACGCCGGACGCCUUCUCGCUCUACGUGAGCCACCUGCCGCGGCGGCUGAAAAAGGAUCACGGCCGCUACGAGGAGCUCUUGCGGCAGCACUUUGAGAACCAGCUGAGCCCAGACCUGGUGCCUCAGGCUGCGCACCCGGGGGUGGAUGUGUUGCGCAAGGAGGAGCAGUUUCUGCACGAGCCGCAGGACCUGGGCUGCUGCUCCCGGUUUCUCUGCUGCCUGCGCCGGGCCAAGGAUUACCGGGGCCGGCGCCUGGGUGUCAUCGCCAAGGCGGACGAGCAGAGGCAAACCUGCGAGGUGCAGUGGGUGGAUGAGAAGGGCAAGCUGAGGCCACCGGCCACGGAGCCGCUGCGGCCUCCCAAGGAGAGCCCCAACGUCGACAGCCCAGACAGUCCGGAGACGGAGGGAAAAGAAGAGACUUUGGACGAGACGGAGAUCUCAGUGGAUGAGGACCUCGAAGGCCCGGUUUUGCUGCAGGCAGAGCUGCUGAAGCGGCUGGAGGAUGUGGACUGCGCUCCGCCCUCUGCAGGCCGCAAGGCGGUGUUCAAGGUGAGCCUCAUCCGGGACUUCAAAGGUAGGCUCAAACAAAUGCGCCGCCUGGUAGAGCGAGUGGAGGCGAAGCAGGAUGCCGCAGGGGAUGAGAAGCAGAUGAAAGAGGCUGAGGCCUAUUUGGAAAAUUUGAAGCUAGAAGAACAGGAUGUGCUGGGUGCAUUUGUGACCUUCGACCUGGUGAAGUUCAGAGAUUUUGUGAGCCAGGAGUACCGGUUCUCGCGGCUCGCCUUGCUGGGGGCUUGGCUGCAGGGCCCGGAGCAGCGCUUCCAAGGACACGCCAUCCAGAUCCACGAUGCUGUGCUGCCCAAUGACAUCUUCUGGGAGAAUAUCGACUGUCCGAAGAUGUCGCGCAGCCUCAGGAAGCUCGCCAUGGGCAUUGUUUUCGUGAUGGUGCUGGUGGUGAUGAUCAUGGGCCUCAGCCUGGCCAAGUGGGGCCGAGAGCAAGCGCAGCAGCAGACCGCCGAUUGCUCGCUGCAGACCAACGCCACCGAGCGGUCCACACUCUGCGAAUGCGCCGAUCUGGGCAUCGCAAAGGUCCUGCAAGACCAACCAGCCGGCAGUCGCGCUACAUGUGAGAGCUUCAUCAAAAACUUUGCCUUUGUCCAGUCGAUGAUCAUAGGUGCUGCUGUCUUCUCCUCCGUUAUAAACUUGGCCUCCGGCUACUUGAUCGCCAUCUUCGCCAACUUCAUGCAGCCGCCCAGCCGAACGGUGCUGGAGUGCCGGAUCAUGGAAAUGACCUUCGUGGUGCAGUGUCUGACUUUGGGCGUGGUGGUGUCUCUGGUGAACGCGGACUUCGGGUUCAGCCUCUUUGGGCAGAGGGGCAUUUUUAACCUGAUCGGUGCCGGGGACUUCCAAGACAUCGACAAGCGCUGGACCGCCGCCGUGGGUGUCGAGAUCUUGAUGCUCUUCAUCUUCUCCAUUGCCACCGAGGCUGUGGCCGUGGGGAUGGUAUGGUGGUUCAACCUCUCCCACUCGCUUUGCUGGAAGAAGACUUGGAAGGAUGUGAAGCUGCUGUAUACCCCGCCCGAGUUUCAACUGGGGCUGCAGCACGCAAGCCAACUGAGUGCUGUUUGUGCUGCCUUGCUCUAUUCCAGCUGCCUUCCGGUAAUGAAAGUGAUCUUGGCCUUCCGGCUCUUCGCCAUGUACUGGUCCAGCAAGUACGAGCUGCUGCGGGGCUCCGCCGUGCCGAAGCGCUUUGGCCACGUGCUGGCGCUGGCGGCCUCCCAAUGGGUCCAGGUGGCCGUGUUUGCGCACAGCGCCGUGGCGGUGUGGGUCUUCGGCAACCCAGAGCUCACCGGCACAAAGGUCAUUCAGGAGGCCACGAGCUACUUCAGCCAAGUCGGGCAGCAGAUCAACAUGGGUGAGGCCAUGGCAAUCCGGCGGAGAUUGGAUGGGGCUUGA
This is a messenger RNA of Effrenium voratum, 2631 nucleotides long. The record is from the annotation of a GenBank genome assembly. NCBI's taxonomy places the organism in Eukaryota, Dinophyceae, Suessiales, Symbiodiniaceae.